CUUUGCAUUGCCUGGGUCAAAAAGAAAACUCUGAACUCUAAUGAGAAGAUCUUGCUGCUACUUGGAUGCUCUAGGUUUUGCUAUUUAUGCAUCACAUGGAUAUAUAAAUUCCUUUCAUUUAUUUAUCCCAAUUACCUUUAUGUUCCAACCAUACUUCAACUAACUAUAUUGUUUCAAGCCUUUUUUGAUAAUUGCAACUUGUGGUUUUCUGCCUGUCUUUGUGCUUUUUAUUGUAUAAAAAUUGCCAAUUUCAGGAACAGGUCCUUCAUCUACCUGAAAGUAAGAAUUGACAGUAUGGUGCCCUGGCUUUUGUUGGGGUCAGGGAUUUUAGCUUUGACUGCUGGCAUAGUUGCCUAUGACAUCGCUGCCAAACCGCACUGCAACAACAGCAAUUCCACUGGACAAGGUAAUUUUGGGACAGCAGUUAUCAAAAUGGAUAAACAUUUUUUCCCUUCUUUUUUUUUCGCUGGCUUUGAAUAUGCUGUUUCAUUCAUGGCAGUCAUCUUUUCUGCUGUUUUCCUUCUCUUUUCUCUCUGGAGACACAAGCGCAACAUGCAGACAAACUCCAUGAACAGCCUCAGCGUGGAUGCCCACAUCAAAGCCAUGAAAUCUAUUCUCUCCUUCUUAGUGAUGUACAGCAUCAACUUUGUAUGUUUGGUCUUAAGUAUGGUUUAUGUCACAAGGAAGGGAAAUUAUAUGACAGUUCUCAUUGUAGUAUUUCAGUACACUUUUCCGGGUCUUCACUCCUUUAUUCUGGUUUUCAGCAAUCCCAAGCUGGAAAAGACACUACUAAAGAUUCUUCCCUGAGAAAGAAGUGUAAAGCACAAGGGUUGCAUGAGUUAG
Lonchura striata (white-rumped munia) is the source of this 843-nucleotide messenger RNA. Its product is annotated as taste receptor type 2 member 9-like. Gene Ontology annotation, molecular function: G protein-coupled receptor activity; bitter taste receptor activity. Gene Ontology annotation, cellular component: membrane. Gene Ontology annotation, biological process: sensory perception of taste; detection of chemical stimulus involved in sensory perception of bitter taste; G protein-coupled receptor signaling pathway. The record is from RefSeq and is a predicted model, not a curated record. Lineage: Eukaryota; Metazoa; Chordata; Aves; Passeriformes; Estrildidae.